Messenger RNA from Kwoniella shivajii, 2640 nucleotides. RefSeq lists its product as uncharacterized. The record is from RefSeq and is a predicted model, not a curated record. The coding region runs from base 1 to 2640 and encodes 879 amino acids. The transcript is spliced from 9 exons. Gene Ontology annotation, biological process: transcription initiation at RNA polymerase II promoter. Gene Ontology annotation, molecular function: protein binding; RNA polymerase II general transcription initiation factor activity. Gene Ontology annotation, cellular component: transcription factor TFIID complex. NCBI's taxonomy places the organism in Eukaryota, Fungi, Basidiomycota, Tremellomycetes, Tremellales, Cryptococcaceae.
AUGUCCGAAUCACCAGCACCUCUGGGGGGACCCAGUAAUCAUGCUUCUUCAGGUACAAGAACCGAUGCCAAUCUUCUCCGGCAAUUCGUGAUGGAAUAUCUUCAAUCUCACGGGUUCGACAAAGCGCUUGACAUGUUCCAAAAGGGAAUAGCCGAUCAAGGGGGAGUUGACGGUGAUAAAGAUGUGGUGAUAGCCGGAGAAGAUGAUGCAAUGGGUGAAGAUGGUGGUAGAAGAGGUUCAACUGGUGGAGGGAGAGAAGCUAUCUUUCGUGCACCCGGACCUGUUCCAUUGGAAUCGAAUGUAAAAAGGAAUAUACCUCAAGCUCAAGCUGUUUCAGCCUCUACGAUGUCAGAAAAUAUAACACCGGAGUUUGAAGCGCAAGCAAAAUACAUAAUAGAACAAUUACAAAAGAAAGUGGGAGCUUCUGCUCAAGGUCAAGACGGUGAAGAUAAUACGACUACUAAAGAGUUGAAGGAUGCUACUUUGAACCAGGAUUCUCUGUUGGACCCUUCAGAUAGAGUAGAAGGUUAUAAAAGCUUUAGAAGAUGGGUGGAUGGUGGAUUGGAUUUAUGGAAGCCCGAAUUGGAUAACCUCUCUUUCCCUCUUUUCGUUCACACUUUCCUCGAGCUCAUCGAGUUUAGCUUUUUGAAAACGGCCCGAGAGUUCUUCAAACAACACUCAGUACACCACCGUCCACUUCACCCUCAAGAUGUAUCCACCUUAUCUUCGAUAUCAACGAAGGAACACGUUCAUGCGAAUCCUUUUUGUCAACGGAUACUCACCGACAAGUAUAUCGUGCCGUUAUCAAGGAACGCAAAUGACCUUCUUUUACAAUGGUUGAGUGGAGCGGGAUUAGAUGAAGACUGGGAAGCUGGAUUACAUUCCGCUGCUGGACGAGCGAAAGAAGCCAUUAAAGGGAUUGUGUUCAAUCAUAUCAGUAUAACAGUCACCAACACUGGCGUCCCUUUGGACAAAAUCACCAUUGCGUCCAAAAGCGGUCUUAUCGCUUCUGCUCUUCCUGCAGCUAUGCCUAUAGAAGCAUUCAAUACUGCUACCACUCUUAAAUUAGGGCCUCCUCCAAUGACUGAGAAAUUAAAAGAACAAGUGGCUAGAACUCUUCACGAUGAAGACGUAUUACAACAGCCAAAUGGCAACACAUCUCCUUCAAAACCUGAUUCAUCGUUACCUAAUGGUCAUCCCAAUGGAAAUGGUAAUGGGGAUGUGGAUAUGACAUCUCCUUCUCAGGAUCAAAAUCCUACGCCGUCUGAGAAUCAAGAUAGACCCCGCUCACCAACUGUCACUGUACAAGAAAUGAAGCUGGAAUCGGAUCGAGAUCCAGAUCUCGUUAGUCCAGAGGAAAGCGAGACAUUACCACCGAUACCUGCUGUGUUCCGGAUACCAGAUUUGAAGAGAGAAGUGGAGGCUAUCAGAGAUAAGAGGAAGAUGAUUCGGCUAGGAACUCAAGCAAGUGACGUGAAAGCAGGAAGCAGUUCUACAACCGUAUUGCCCAGCGUGGUUGCUUUCACCUUGUUUGAUCAUGGAGAAAGUGCAUCAUCGGUGGAAUUCUCGAGAGACUCGUCUCUCAUGGCCGUAGGAUCGUCUGAAAGCUGCAUACGGCUGUGGAGUCUGAAGGGGGAAAAGCUUAAGAGGAAGUCGGUCGAUCCGACAGAUGGCACAUUGGUGGAAGAUGAAGGGCAACCCUUCCGUAAAUUGAUUGGUCACUCUGGACCCGUCUAUUCUCUAUCUUUCGAUCCAUUGUACGGUUCAGCUUCUGCACCUUCAACGCUACUAUCGUCUUCUCAAGAUGGUACCGUACGGCUGUGGUCUUUGGAUACGUACUCGAAUCUGGUGGUAUAUCGUGGACAUGGGAAAGAUCCGGUAUGGGAUGUCGAAUGGGGUCCGAUGGGUGUCUACUUUGCUACUGCUUCCAGGGAUAGAACGGCGAGAUUAUGGAGCUCCGAUAGGGUGACCCCCUUGAGGAUGUACACCGGGCAUCUAUCGGAUGUCAACUGUGUGCGAUUCCAUCCAAAUUCACUGUAUUUGGCUACAGGGUCAAAUGACUCUUCGUGUAGAUUGUGGGAUGUACAAAGAGGUGCAUGUGUAAGGUUGUUCAUGGGACAUACAGAUGCUGUAACGACGAUGGCUAUAAGUCCAGAUGGGAAAUUAUUGGCUAGUGCAGGUUUAGACUCGUCAAUCUGGUUAUGGGAUUUAGGAUCUUCGAGACCUAUAAAGAAGAUGUAUGGACAUCGAUCGUCUAUUGAAUCAUUAUCAUUUUCAGCAGAUUCAGCAGUAUUAGUUUCGGGUGGAUUAGACUCGACUGUUAGAUGUUGGGAUGUGAAGUCUUCCGGUGGAGAGAGAACAGUUGGCAGACAGACUGACACAGGUAUAUUUGGUAAUGCCGCUGGUGUUAGUGAUGGGAUCAGGAGAUUGAAUGGAGGUGGUGUAGAUGAACAAGGUAGUUUACCUAUGGGUCCAGGAAGAGGUGGAUGGGAGGAUGAACCGCAUACCUCCGACCUGUUGGCUACUUGGCCGACUAAACGUACACCGAUAUUGAAAACCCAUUACACGCCUAGGAACCUCUGUAUGGUAGCUGGAUCUUUCAUUCCUCCAAGUAAUACAGCGAGGGCAGUCAACAGAUAA